Molecule: messenger RNA, 909 nt
Organism: Priceomyces carsonii
Lineage: Eukaryota; Fungi; Ascomycota; Pichiomycetes; Serinales; Debaryomycetaceae
Product: thiamine transporter
Exons: 2
Coding region: 1-909 (302 amino acids)
Biological process (GO): thiamine pyrophosphate transmembrane transport
Cellular component (GO): mitochondrial inner membrane
Molecular function (GO): thiamine transmembrane transporter activity
Source: RefSeq, a predicted model, not a curated record
AUGGUAUCUAAUAGAGAGGAUCACCUUAAAAGAGGCACACACGUAACAGCGUACGAAGCUUUGAUCGCUGGGUCGAUCUCAGGUGGUGUAGCCAGAGCUGUGACUGCUCCGCUCGAUACAAUCAAGAUAAGAUUACAGCUACAGCCGAACACUUUUCGGAACAGAAAUAGCGUAGUCAAGGUUUUGACUGAUUUAUUGAGACAUGAGGGAAUAUCAGCACUUUGGAAGGGAAAUGUACCAGCUGAAAUAAUGUAUAUCUUGUAUGGGGCAUGUCAGUUUACAUCUUAUUCAGUGCUUAACAAUACAUUAACUGAAAUUGAAGAGUCUUAUAAGCUAAAUUUCCCUAAAUCAUUACACGCAAUGACAGUAGGAUUGGGUCUGGGGUUCUUUAGUACAUUGACCACUUAUCCGUUUGAUUUACUAAGAACAAGGCUAGUUGCCAAUUCUACAAAAGAAUUUUUGUCGAUGUCUCUUAUCACGAAAGAAAUAUUUCAUAAAGAAGGACUAGUUGGCUUUUUCGCUGGAAUUCGUCCUGCUUUACUUUCAAUACCUAGUUAUACGGGUCUAAUGUUUGUCACGUAUGAGAUUGCUAGAGAUAUAACUAGUGUUGUGACGAUUCCGUUUGUUGAGGGCCUCUGUGGAUUCAUGGCUGGAGCUGUCGCUAAGGCAUUGACUUUUCCUCUAGAUACAUUGAGAAAGAGGGGACAGAUGUAUUCAGUAACGGAGGACAAUAAGAAAAUAUCGACACUGAAAUUGUGCAUCGACAUUCUUAGAAAGGAAGGACUCUUCGGACUUUAUAAGGGCUUCGGAGUGAGUAUUUUGAAGACAGCUCCUACAAGCGCAAUAUCCCUUUAUCUCUACGAAUUAUCGUUGGCAAGAAUUCGCAAUGUAGAGAAGAAAUUAGAUUAG